AUGUCCUCUCGUUCUGCUUACAAAGGAACUCGCCGUCGACUUGUUCUAGCAUUUGAUAUCGGCACCACAUACAGUGGCAUCUCUUACAGUAUUCUCGAUCCUGGUCAAGUACCACAGAUCAAAGGAGUUACCAGAUUUCCUGCACAUGAGCUGAUUAGCGGUGCAUCGAAAAUACCCACUAUCAUUUACUACGACCAGCAAGGAAAGGUUCGUGCAGUAGGGGCCGAGGCUACACGAGAGGGAAUUUUCGAAGAAGCAGAAGACGGUGAUUGGGUCAAGGCCGAGUGGUUUAAACUACAUUUGCGGUCUAAACUAGGUGCCGGAAAGCAUAUGACGGACCAAAUUCCACCGUUGCCCCUCAAUAAGACAGUCGUUGAGGUCUUUGCCGACUUCUUGCGAUACAUGCUGGAAUGUGCUUCAGCCUAUAUCCAAGAUACCCAUGCCAAUGGUCCUGCGCUCUGGGCGUCCGUUCAAGGUGAUAUCGACUUUGUUUUAUCGCAUCCAAAUGGUUGGGAAGGAAAAGAGCAAACCCAGAUGCGCCAGGCGGCUGUACUGGCAGGUCUCAUUCCAGACACUGCUGCUGGACAUGCCCGCGUUUCCUUUGUGACCGAGGGUGAGGCUAGUCUUCAUUUUGCGAUACAAAACGGAGUUCUGUCCGCUGCUAUCAAGAAUGGGGAGGGUAUAGUGAUUGUUGAUGCUGGAGGAGGUACCGUUGACGUCAGCAGUUACUCGAACGGUUCAAGUGGAAUAUCGAACUCCUACGAGGAAAUAGCACCCCCUCAAUCCUUCUUGGAGGAAUCAGAUUUUAUUGAUGACCUCGACCACAUCGUCAGAUGCUUCGAUAAAACUACAAAACCACGGUUUAGAAACGCGGAAGAACCCCAGUAUAUCAAAUUUGGCUCGACAAGGGAUAACGACCCUGAAUGUAAUAUUCGUCUGGGGCAAUUGCGAUUGGCUGGGUAA
Messenger RNA from Psilocybe cubensis, 963 nucleotides. RefSeq lists its product as uncharacterized. The coding region runs from base 1 to 963 and encodes 320 amino acids. Lineage: Eukaryota; Fungi; Basidiomycota; Agaricomycetes; Agaricales; Agrocybaceae. The transcript has 6 exons. The record is from RefSeq and is a predicted model, not a curated record.